Molecule: messenger RNA, 333 nt
Organism: Chironomus riparius
Lineage: Eukaryota; Metazoa; Arthropoda; Insecta; Diptera; Chironomidae
Source: the annotation of a GenBank genome assembly
AUGAACACUUUAGUUGAAGCAUACAUAAACUUAAUAUCUUUAUCUAGCGAUGAAUCAAGUAUGGACAGCUUCCAAAGCAACGAUGAUGGUAGUGAUACGGAAGACUAUGAUUAUCAAUUGGAACUUGAUGCUAAGCAAGAAUUGGAUAAAGAUGGAAAUGAUUGGGAAAGCGAAUCUAAUUAUGAGCCUGAAUCGAAAAAAGUUCGCGUUACUCAGGAAGAAAAUGUCGACGAUGGGGAAUAUUCAGGUGCUUCUCUUAAUCAGCAGUUCAGUCGUCAUAUUAUUGAUGGUAAGGAGAUGUUUACAAUUCUAAUUGUUUCAUUGAGUUUUUAA